This is a messenger RNA of Umbelopsis ramanniana AG, 4556 nucleotides long. RefSeq lists its product as uncharacterized. Bases 191 to 4300 code for a protein of 1369 amino acids. Gene Ontology annotation, cellular component: mating projection tip; cell division site. Gene Ontology annotation, molecular function: small GTPase binding; actin binding. Lineage: Eukaryota; Fungi; Mucoromycota; Umbelopsidomycetes; Umbelopsidales; Umbelopsidaceae. The record is from RefSeq and is a predicted model, not a curated record. The transcript has 19 exons. Gene Ontology annotation, biological process: barbed-end actin filament capping; actin filament bundle assembly; mitotic actomyosin contractile ring assembly.
UCGCCACCUCAGAGUAGGCCAUCAAGCGAAUACGGAAUGCGUAAUCCUGGAUCCCUUUCUGCAAGAACCCCGUCAAGGUCAUCAAUAGAGUCGACCUUCACUGGAUCGAUCUAGGCCAACCUCGUUGACUGCCACCGACUCAACAUACGGGAAGAAGAUAGGGAGACCGUCGGACGAGUCGAUAAAUGAUAUGUUUGAGCAGAUGCUGUCGCGUAGAGGGAUCCAUGAUCAAAAUAUCAUAUCCACCAUGUUAAGUUGGGACUCUGAAAAGAAGUGGCUCAUGAUACAACAAGACCAUCAAGCAGAGAUGCUAGCUGCUGGUGUGAAGUCUCAGCAAUCGUUCGAUGAUAAGAACCCUGCAGCCGCUCCAUUAGUCAACAUUUUGAAAGAAAAAGCCGGUGAAAUGCUGACCGCGACUAUUGAUGCUGGGCAGCGUGCUGUGGAGCGACAUACCGGUACUGGGGCUCUGACACCUCCGUUACCUGCAACUCCGGCUCAUACACCGGCUCAAUAUUAUGAUAGCUCGGUCGCAGAUCGAAACACGCCUGAAUUUUUUAUUAGGAAAUUCAUGGAAAAAGAUUUGCGAGCUGUUACUCCGUCAAUUGCUGGGCACUUGGAAGUUAGUCUCCGAACAAGACCACUAGAUUGGCUAUUGAAGUUUUUAGAUCUUAAGGGUGUCCGAGUCUUAACCAAUGGAUUGUCCUACCUGAACCAUGGCCCAUCAAGAGAUACAGCAUUGGAACUGGAAGCAGAAAUUGUUAAAUGCUUCAAGGUCUUGCUAAAUAACAGAUGGGGUGCGAAGGAAGCUUUAUUGGAUGCAGAAUCCGUGCAUACUCUGGUAUUCUCCAUUGUUUGCCCGCAAUGGCAGACCCGUAAGACCGUAUGCGAGUUGCUCACGUUCCUGUGUUAUUGUGAACCUCCCAAUGGCCGUAACGAAGUCAUGAAAGGCUUUGAACUGCUUCGACAACAUCGCAAAGACCUAAGUAUAUUCGAUGGCUGGCUGAAGGAUUUAGAAAAUACUCUAGAUGGACGAGGCAAGAUGGGUUCCUUAGUAGGCGCAAAUGACGAAUUUAGACGUCUUGGAGUGUUCAAUGCUCCUGAUAGCCAUCUCAUGGAAUAUGCGCUCUCCAAUAUGAUCCUCAUCAAUUCCAUCAUCAAAGUAGAACAAGAUGUCGCCGCUCGAAUUCAGCUCAGAAACCAACUAAAUGCCGCUGGAAUGCAAGCUCGUGUGCUUGGAAAACUAGAAGAUUUGGAUUAUCGAAGACUUAACAUUCAAAUAGAGACGUACAAAGUGCAAGCAGAAAAUGAUUUUGAAGAUUGUUUUGGCGAAGAACAAUCGUUAUAUGGCAAUAUUGAAGAGCCUGAGCAACUUCUUUCUCUCAUCUUGGCCAAUUUGGCUGACACUCCUGAAGCUGUUACACAUUUGGUGGCAACUCUUCGUGGUAUGCUUCUCAUCAAAGGCGAACAAUCUACCAAAACCCGGUAUCAUCAAAUGAUUAGCACCCUUGUGAAUCAAAUUGUUAUGGAUCGCCGAGGUGUUGGAAGCGAUUUCUCGUCGACAUAUGGUGUUUCAGUUGGCAACUUGAUCCAAAAGUUUUCGGAUAUUGAUCGUCUGCAAACAGAAGCCGAGCAAUUGACUGGUGCAAAGGAUACAAUUGAGGAACUGCAAAAGGAGAAACAAGAGCUGGAGCAGGAAGUUGCUAGGCUCAAGGCUUCGAGUGCUGCCACGCCAUAUAAUGUUGACAAGUCUGCUGCGCUUCGCUAUGCUACUGAGAAUGCCUCACUUAGAGACCUUUUGCGCAAAUCUCGCAAUACGAUCACUUUAUUGCAAGGUUCACUCACUGAUAGGAACGAAACCACUUAUAUUGACUAUCCGGAUCCUAUGGCUGAAUAUUACAAUCAGGAUCAGGAGCCAAGCAAAAUCGUGCUUGGUGGUGAUUGGAAGACUACAGCACAACGCCCGCUAACGCCAUACAAUAACAUGCCUCAGCAAAAUCUUCAAUCUCCUCAGGUGCCAUCUACGCCCAUAGCAACUGGUGCAAACAUUGGCGCUGGUGGAUUCUUCAUCCCAGGCUCUGGAAUGCCUGGUACCAAUGCAGAUCCAUCCACUUACUAUCCAACUCAGGAACAGCAAGCCUAUCCUCCUCAGUCUCCUGGCUUUCAAUCACAGUAUGCUGCCGGAGGGUUUGUUUUCCCUGGUACGCCAAUGUCUCCUGGCUAUCAAGCAGCAGUAUACCCACCAAUUUAUACAAACAAUCAACCUUAUCCUUACGGCACAGCAGAUUCUGUAAUGCAGCCACACGGAAUAAGCCAUUAUCCGUCUGUUGGAGACAGUACUCAGAUGCAAAAUAUCGGUGCUGCUGGUGAUGCUGUGUCUCACUAUAGUGAUUCAACCAUCGCACCAUCCAUUACAUCAACUCAACCAGAAAAAGUGCCUGACACUGCCUCAACUGGGGCUCCUCCACCCCCACCCCCGCCUCCACCACCACGUCCUCCGGUUGCUUCGGCUUCAGCUCCUCCUCCUCCUCCUCCUCCUCCGCCACCACCGCCUCCUAUGCCUUCUGGAGGUACACCUGCUGCAGCCCCACCACCACCACCUCCUCCGCCACCACCUCCUCCAGGCACUGCAAGUCAACCUGGACCUCCACCCCCUCCCCCUCCCCCUCCUCCUCCUCCUCCAUCUGCUGCUGGUGGCCCACCACCCCCUCCACCACCUCCACCACCCGGUCCCGGAGGACCGCGAAGACCAGCUGCCCAGACAGCACCGAUUGGCCCGUCGCGCAAGCAACUUCGUCACUAUCCUCAAAUCAAGAUUCGAAACUUCCAAUGGCAAAAGAUUGAAAAGUCCAAGACAGAUCAAACUAUUUGGAUGUUGGAUGGUGUGAAUGAGGAUGAAAUUGAAGAUUUACUUGAACAAGACGGUGUAUUCAGUAAGAUCGAAGAGUUAUUCCCAGUUCAAUCCAAUACCGUGUUUGAAGAGAAGAUGAAACAACGCCAGGCUGAAAAGAAGGACGCUGUACGGUUUUUGAGCAAGGAUAAGAGCCGCAAUAUCAACUUGGCCAUUAUACCCAAGAUAAAGAAUAUGCCUCUAUCUGAUGUUCGUCUAAGGAUUUUGCACAUGGAUGAUGGCUUCUGUACGGAUAUAUUCCUAAGCAAUCUUAUUGCCUUUGCACCUACAAACGACGAUGAUUUGAAAACGAUGGAAAUUUACAUGAAGAAGUCGCCUGAAGAAUGUGAAGAGCUGGAUCUGCCAGAGCAACUCACCAUAGAGAUGAAGAAAAUCUAUAGAUAUGAGCCACGUCUCUCUCAUAUGCAAUCUCGACUCAGCUUCCUGGAGCGCUUUGACCAACUGCGAGACAAUAUGACAGUCGUGUUAGAGGCUUCGACCAGCAUUCGUAACUCCAAGAGCUUCAAGCAGUUGCUCUGUUUGAUCCUUACGGUUGGUAACUACAUGAAUGCAUCUGGCAUUCAAGGCGGUGCUUUCGGUCUCAGAAUUGGCAGUCUUAACAAGCUGCCGGAUACAAAGUCCUCAACCACAGCGUCCAUGAAUCUAUUGGGAUUUUUGGUCAAUGUCGUUCGUGAGCAUUUCCCUCACCUGUUGGACUUCCAGGAAGACCUGAAAGAAGCGGGAUCCGCGGCAAGAAUAUCUGCCAGCAUCAACGAUGUGAUCAAGCAGUACACCGACCUACGCCAAGGAUUGAAACAACUCAACACGGAGUUGGCCGAAUUCUGGUCUGAUGAGAGUAUUCUGGAGGCCGAAGACAAAUUCCCAACGGUGAUGACCAAGUACCGCACUUCUGCUGCCGCCAAGUUUGAACAACUAGAGGCUCUCUACGUCAAUAUGGACGCCAGUUGGAAGGAUGUCAUAGUGUACUAUGGAGAGAAUCCCAAGAUGAUGCGACCUGACGAAUUCUUUGCUGUGUUUGCACGAUUCUUGGACAACUGGGAGAAAGCUGUACAGGCGGAUGAGAAAUACAAAGAGAAGCUUCUGAAGGAGGAGCAAAAGAGGAAGCUUGAAGAGGAACGCAAGGAGAGGCUCCAGCAAAAGCAAGCCAAGGAAAUCGAUUCGGUCGAUAUAUCAGCUCAAGCUGCUACCGGUACUGACGAUGAUCGACGCAUGAUGGACAACUUGCUUGACAAGCUGCGAAGCGGUGAAGUGGAGGCACGCACACGUCGUCGGCAGAAACCACGUCGCAAUGAAACCGGGGAUGCUUCCACGGCAAAACCUGAACAUGUUCUAGAUGAAAUGGACACUUCUGUUUCCGCUCUUGACUUGUUGAAUAGUUUAGACAAUCUGUAGUCCAAGCAACUCUUCAUACACAUACACUGGAUACCUCGUUACUUUCAAAAAAUGAAGAAGCCCGGUUUGUUUUUGUGUCAACUUGCAUAUAUGUCAUUACCCCCUCCAAAUAGCUACAAUGUCCAUACCAUUUCAACCAAUCGUUAGCUAUAUAUUAUUUUGUCAUAUUAAUAAUAUCUUGAGAUAAAGAAAGUAAUAAAGGAAAAAAAAAAAGAGCACAUAUAUAGAAGGUGAGCUCAGGUACUGUGGGAAUUCA